Molecule: messenger RNA, 225 nt
Organism: Cooperia oncophora
Lineage: Eukaryota; Metazoa; Nematoda; Chromadorea; Rhabditida; Trichostrongylidae
Source: the annotation of a GenBank genome assembly
AUGGCAAACCGGUCCGCUCCUGCUCCUCGCGCUGGUGGUGCAAAUAAGACCUGCCAGUUCAAGCUUGUACUGUUGGGCGAAAGCGCUGUUGGUGAGUUUGGUAUGGCAAACCGGUCCGCUCCUGCUCCUCGCGCUGGUGGUGCAAAUAAGACCUGCCAGUUCAAGCUUGUACUGUUGGGCGAAAGCGCUGUUGGUGAGUUGUUUUUCCUUGGCUUCGCUUUCUGA